AUGCGUCCGCUUGCCGCUCUGGCAACUGAAGUCGAUCGUGGUGCAAUACCAAGUGAAAUUGGUAAUUUGCAGAACCUAGAGUAUUUGAAUCUGGAAGCUAACAAUUUUUUUGGCACAAUUACACUGGAGAUAUUCAAUAUCUCAACAAUGCAGGAGAUCAGAAUAACAGACAAUUACCUCUCAGGCACUCUUCCAUCUAAUAUGGGCCACUUCCUUCCAAAUCUCACGGCGAUUUUUCUUGGAGAAAAUGAACUUAGUGGAACAAUUCCAGCCUCUAUUUCCAAUGCUUCACAGCUCAUUAUAGUCGUCUUGACAAUUAACUCAUUCUCGGGCUUGAUUCCAAAAACACUUGGUCAUAUCCCAGAAACAAUUGGUGGGCUCAUAUCUCUAGUCAAUCUCUCUUUGGCAGUCAAUCAAUUAGAGGGCUCUAUUCCUAUAUCUUUUGGUGGAUUAGUAAGCUUGGAGUUGUUAGAUCUUGCUAGUAACAACUUGUCUGGGGAGAUACCCAAGUCCUUAGAAGUGCUACGACUGAAUGUUCCUCCAUGCAAAGAAGCUUCUCUGGGACCAAAAAAGGCAAUGGGGGUGCGUAUACUAAAAUAUGUAAUGCCCACAUUAGGGUUAAUGAUACUUGUAUUAUCCGUUGUACUAGUUUCAAGAAAACUCCAUGGGAAGAAGAAUUCUAAACUUUCCAACAACAAAGACUCGAUGCCUUUAUCAACAUGGAGAAGAGUUUCGCACCAACAACUUUUAGAAGCCACAGAAGGGUUCAGUGCAAACAACUUACUUGGAGAAGGGAGUUUCGGCUCAGUUUAUAAAGGGACACUCUUAGAUGGUACAUACGUUGCAAUAAAAGUCCUAAACUUGGAACUAGAAGGUGCAUUCAAAAGUUUUGAUAUAGAAUGUGAGAUAUUACGACACAUUCGUCAUCGAAAUCUUGGCAAAAUCAUUAGCGUUUGUAGUAACAUUGACUUCAAAGCACUUGUUUUGGAAUACAUGCCUAAAGGGAACCUAGAAAUGUGGUUGUAUUCUAACACCUAUUGCUUGAAUAUGCUACAAAGGCUAAAUAUAAUGAUUGAUGUGGCAACAGCACUUGAAUACCUUCAUCUUGGUUAUUCAACACCUAUUGUUCAUUGUGAUUUGAAGCCGAGCAAUGUCUUAUUACAUGAAGAUAUGGUUGGACAUGUUGCUGAUUUUGGCAUCGCCAAACUCCUAAGUGAUGGAACUUCUCUCACGCAAACAAUGACCAUGGCUACAAUUGGGUAUAUGGCACCAGAGUAUGGAUCUGAAGGAAUUGUUUCUACAAGAGGUGAUGUGUAUAGUUAUAGAAUCUUAUUGAUGGAAACUUUCACAAGAAAGAAGCCCAUUGAUGAUAUGUUUACUGGCGAAAUGAGCUUAAAGCGUUUAGUAGAGGAAUCAUUUUCGCUUUCGAUACUUGAAGUUAUUGAUUCCAAUUUGCUGAGCAAUGAAAAUGACUAUGCUGCUAUGGAGACCUGCUUAUCAGCAACUAUGGGCUUGGCUUUGCAUUGUUGUGCAGAUUUGCCUGAACAGAGGAUCCAUAUAAAAAAUGUUUUAGCCAGACUUAACAAGAUCAAAUUAAAGUAUCUACAUGAUCAGCAAUCGGGCUAGUCAAGUAGAGUUU
Molecule: messenger RNA, 1639 nt
Organism: Juglans regia (Persian walnut)
Lineage: Eukaryota; Viridiplantae; Streptophyta; Magnoliopsida; Fagales; Juglandaceae
Product: receptor kinase-like protein Xa21
Exons: 5
Coding region: 1-1626 (541 amino acids)
Biological process (GO): protein phosphorylation
Molecular function (GO): ATP binding; protein kinase activity; protein binding
Source: RefSeq, a predicted model, not a curated record